AUGACGGUUCGGGCGGGGAACAUGGUGGAAGGUCGAGCGGGUGGUUUGGCCUCAUCUGAGCUUCAGACGUCCCCUCACUCCACUUUGUGUUGUUUCUCUCUCUCAGCUCCGGCCUCUCUGACUCUGAAUCCUGACACAGCUCAUCCCAACCUCAUCCUGUCUGAGGACCUGACCAGCGUGAGACACGGAGACACACGGCAGCAGCUCCCGGACUCCCCGAAGAGGUUUGAUCCCUGUGUCUGUGUUCUGGGGUCUGAGGGCUUCACAUCAGGGAGACAUUACUGGGAGGUGCAGGUGGCCAACAAGACAGACUGGGAUGUGGCAUUGGCCCGAGAGUCUGUCAACAGGAAAGGAAAGAUUACACUGUCACCAGAGGAUGGACUCUGGGCUGUGUAUCUGAGAAACGGGGAUGUAUAUAAAGCUGGUACAUCACCUCCCACCCGCCUGCCCCUGAGAGAGAGACCCGGGAAGCUGGGAGUGUUCCUGGAUUAUGAGGGAGGACAGGUGACAUUUUACAACGCUGAUAACAUGUCUCAUCUCCACACUUUUACCCAGACUUUCACCGAGAAACUUUAUCCUUACUUUAGUCCAGACUUGAAUUAUGGCGGCAAAAACUCAGAUCCUCUGAGGAUCUGUCGGGUGACAGAUUAAUGAGGAGGAAACCCUCAGCCAUGACCUGUGUUUGUUUGUGAUGGCCACGAGGCUCAACCUUUUAUAAACUAUGUCGCUUUUCAAUAAAGCUUGUGGUUUA
Molecule: messenger RNA, 751 nt
Organism: Callorhinchus milii (elephant shark)
Lineage: Eukaryota; Metazoa; Chordata; Chondrichthyes; Chimaeriformes; Callorhinchidae
Product: zinc-binding protein A33-like
Exons: 2
Coding region: 1-651 (216 amino acids)
Molecular function (GO): protein binding
Source: RefSeq, a predicted model, not a curated record